AUGGUGGAAGAUUCAGACCUGGCGAAAGAUCUGCCGCACUAUGAUAAGCAAGAAGAAAGGUUCCGUGAGCAACCUUCAACGCAGCACCAGGCUGGAUCGAGCGCACCACCACUCCCUGGGAGAGCCAGUCGGCGACUGCGUCGAGCCUGCCGCCCGCGGGUCAUCGAUCUCAAGCUACACGUUCCGUACCCGUUUGUGGUGGAGCCCUGGGACUGCAGCGCUCCCGAGCCCUUCGCACUGGUGAGCAUCAAGAGCGAACAGGGUACUGUACCAGUUCCUGCACACUGGCGAGCGAAGCGAAGGUACCUAGAGAAUAAACGAGGCUUACCGAGUGGAGCACUCGCUUUUGUUCGAGACGCAUAUGAGCGAUUGAUGGAAUGCUUGCAAGAACCGCAAACGCCUUUAUCAGAAUCUCUGACCGAAGAGUGGCGUCUCUGGAGUCGCCUACGUGGUCUCGGUGACGUGUACGUUCCUUUGGAUGAGUUCGAUCCACUCCGCGGUUGUACGUUCCGACCAGGGGUGGUGUCGGGAGCGCUUGCACAAGCACUCCAGAUUUCGGAGCUGGAAACGUUCUCGAUACCAUCGAGUCCAUGGCGGGACGGUUGGCGGCGUAGUGGGCACCGCUGCCCACCGCUGUAUCCGGCCAUGAAGGAGGCAAACUUCUGCUGGCGAAUCGAGCCAGGACCUGCUGGAUGCGCUCAUCAUUUGUAUGACACUGGAAACAAGGUGCAUCACUGGGGUUCAUUGAGGGACGCAGCAGACCCCCCGUGA
Molecule: messenger RNA, 771 nt
Organism: Cyanidioschyzon merolae strain 10D
Lineage: Eukaryota; Rhodophyta; Bangiophyceae; Cyanidiales; Cyanidiaceae
Product: similar to splicing factor 3b subunit 2, 145kD
Exons: 1
Coding region: 1-771 (256 amino acids)
Biological process (GO): mRNA splicing, via spliceosome
Cellular component (GO): precatalytic spliceosome; catalytic step 2 spliceosome; nucleus
Source: RefSeq, a predicted model, not a curated record